Molecule: messenger RNA, 1976 nt
Organism: Engraulis encrasicolus (European anchovy)
Lineage: Eukaryota; Metazoa; Chordata; Actinopteri; Clupeiformes; Engraulidae
Gene: mbtps2
Product: membrane-bound transcription factor peptidase, site 2
Exons: 11
Coding region: 362-1897 (511 amino acids)
Biological process (GO): regulation of response to endoplasmic reticulum stress; membrane protein intracellular domain proteolysis
Cellular component (GO): cytoplasm; membrane
Molecular function (GO): metalloendopeptidase activity; protein binding
Source: RefSeq, a predicted model, not a curated record
UUUCGAGAUCAGCUCUGACUGAACGUUGAUUUUUGUUGUCUGCAUUGAGCUCCUCUGUUAUGUUGAGAAACAACUGAUCUUGGAACAGAUGGUUGACAUGUUGGGCGCUUAGAGAUGACGUCACGUGUAUACAUCGGGGUCCAGCCACAGCACAGCAUCAUCCUUCCUCUUACAGCUAGUUUUAACUGCCUUAAAUAACCAUGUAUCUGUUGCUGAGUCCAUAAUUUUGAGCGCGGAUUCCAUGUGUGAAGAUUGUUGUUUGUACAUAACUUUACUCUGGAUAAAUGCCGUCUCGGGCAUUUAUUUCAUUCAAUAAUAUUCACCAAAGCUAGCUCGCAGGAACGGAGCAAACCUCGUCGCAAUGAUACCAAUACCUGUUGUUGUGUGUGUGAUGGGAGGAUGGUGUGCCGUUUACCUCACGGAUACCCUCAUAAAGACCUCUACUAGAGUAAGGCAUCGGUAUGAGACCUGGUUGUCAUCCAAUGGACUCGCCCUAUCCCCUUUCCAUGUGCGUUGGCAAACUGGUCUCUUCAACCGCCUGUUUGCCAGAUGUGCUAGUCUGAAUCCUCACUUCCUUCAUGUAUGGUUCAGUGUGGGCAUGGUGUUUGGGGUGGUGGCCAUGUUUGGCUCUGUGGUGUUGCUGGCAAGGACGCUGCAGCAGACGCUGAGACAGAUGACGUCUGAGGCUCCGGAGGGCUCCCACGAGCAGGUGCUGCAGGUGGUGGUGCCCGGGGUGAAUCUGCCAGUGAGUCAGCUGGCGUACUUCUUCAUUGCCAUCUUGGUUAGUGGUGUCAUUCAUGAGUUUGGCCACGGGGUGGCAGCACUGAGGGAGCAGGUGCGUCUGAAUGGCUUUGGCAUCUUUGUGUUUGUGGUGUACCCGGGAGCUUUCGUGGACCUCUUCACGACACACCUCAACCUCGUAUCCCCCGUACAGCAGCUGCGCAUAUUCUGUGCAGGAGUAUGGCAUAACUUCAUGCUGUGUGUGGCUGCGUUGUGUUUCCUGUUCCUGCUGCCCCUGCUCCUCUUCCCAUUCUACUACACUGGAGCCGGAGCGCUGGUCACGGAGGUGGUGGAGGGCUCCCCCAGCAGUGGGCCGCGGGGGCUGUUUGUGGGUGACCUGGUGACUGGCCUGGAGGAUUGUGGGGUACGUGGCGUAGAGGACUGGCACUCCUGCAUCCGGCAGCUGUCCCUGUAUCCCCAGACCGGCUACUGUGCACGCAGCAGCGACCUCCACGUCAGCUGGGCCGCCGGACGAGCGUACAAGCGUCUGGACGGGAGCAUGGAAUGCUGCAGCAACAACAGUCUGACAGAUCUCUGCUUCUCUUACCACAGCCAAAAAGAAGGCAGGAUGUACGCCUGCUUACCUGCACGCAAGACCAUGGAGACCAGUCGCACAUGCAGGACCAAUGCAGACUGUCAACUGCCUGGGGAGAAGGAGCCCGAGCCCGGGGCCGGGGCUGGAGGAGGAGGAGGGGGUGUACCCCCCAACCUGUGCCUGGUGCCCUCUCUGGAGAAUCAGACGCGUCUCAUCCGCGUACGCCACCCGCCCCAGCCCGACAUGCUCUUCGUCGGAUACCCUUCACACCUUCAGUACUCAGUGAGUCUGACCAACUUCGUGCCGAGACUCGGCUUCCUCCACUUGGACCUGCCAGUGCUGCUGGAGACCUUCUGCAAAUACCUGGUGUCGUUGUCGGGAGCGCUGGCGGUGGUGAACGCGGUGCCGUGCUUCGCUCUGGACGGCCAGUGGAUGCUGACCUCCUUCAUAGAGGCGUCGCUGGCCUCGCUGAUGCCCGAGAGGAGCAGUCGGGAGCUGCUGGGAUUCUGCAUCCUCCUGGGGGGCAGCGCCCUGUUGGCAGCCAACGUAGCACUCGGACUGUGGAUGGUCACCGCGCGAUAGCGACAGGGGACAUGGACUCACUGUGCAGACACAGAGGGCAACACACACACACACACACACACACACACACACACACACA